Molecule: messenger RNA, 4149 nt
Organism: Saccharomycodes ludwigii
Lineage: Eukaryota; Fungi; Ascomycota; Saccharomycetes; Saccharomycodales; Saccharomycodaceae
Product: serine/threonine protein kinase PSK1
Exons: 1
Coding region: 1-4149 (1382 amino acids)
Biological process (GO): intracellular signal transduction; protein phosphorylation; negative regulation of glycogen biosynthetic process
Cellular component (GO): cytosol; cytoplasm; nucleus
Molecular function (GO): ATP binding; protein serine/threonine kinase activity
Source: RefSeq, a predicted model, not a curated record
AUGUUAUCAAAAAGCAACGCCUCUUCCACUUUAUCUUUGGCGUCAGCUGAGAACAACAAGAAAAAAAAAGAGCCAAGUACCGAUCCAUUCGAAAAAAAUCCAAAAGAUUCUGUAAAAAGCCUUGUUAAUUCGAAUGAUGAUGUUGAUGAUUUCAAUGAACAGGAAAACAAUUCUGAUAAUGAAGAACAUGAUAAUACUUUACAAUUUAACUCAAAAGUUUUACCUAAAAUUCAAAGUACUGGCAGCAAUAAUACCAUCACCACCAAGAUUGCCACGACUGCUGCCACCACAACUAUCAACGCUACAACGGAAAAAGAAAAUAGUAAAGCAGAUGAUUUGAAUAUAGAUGAAUUAAUUAAGUUUCCGACUCAAUCGACUCAUGCAUAUUCUUACAAUCCAUUGUCUCCAAAUUCUUUAUCGGUCAGAUUAAAUAUCUUAAAAAGAACUUUAGAAAUUAUGAUUAGAAACCCUUCUUUAAUUAAAGAUCCUCAACCGUGGGAACCACACCUAUCUAGCUCAUUGGAACAAGAAGGUAGGGAGAAAGUAAAUAGAGAUCAGAAAAUAAUAAAUUUAAUUCCCACAACCAGAGAAAACUCUAUUACUAGUGGUAGUGAUGUUGAUGAUAAUUCCUAUGACGCGAAAACGAUCACUGGUCCCAAGGAUUCUAAAAGAGACUUUUUUGCCAAAAAGCCAAAGUUAAAUGCCCAGCCAAAUUCGUUAAGAACUGCAUCCUCAGCCGCUUUAAAUGCAUUUUUCCAGUCUGGUACUGCUAAUAGCACCAAUACAAACAGCAACGCAUCUUUAAACCCCCCAUCUCUAACAAGAAGAUCAGUAUCUGAUUUUUCACUACACACUAAAAAAAACUACAGUAAUUUUAAUCGAAAUUUAGAUAAUUUGUUAGAAAACCAAGAACUCAAGGGCAAUAACAAUGAGACUAGUGACAAUGAAGAUGCGCUAGAAGAUUCGAGUUUUCACCAACCACAGGCGCCGUAUGCUUCAAGUAGGAAAAAUUCCAGAGAUAGUGUUUUGCCCUCACCGUAUCAAUAUAAUAAUACCGAUGGCAAUAACAACACUAUAGAUCAUGAUGUUUGUUUAAGCAAUGAAAGUAGUGAUGUGGAAAGCACUCCUAAUGGUGCGCUUAAUGGUAAGGAUUUUUACCAAAACAAAGAAUCUGUUGAUAGUGCUGAAUUUUUAAAAGCUAAAAAAGUGGGUUUAGAGAGUUUGUUGAGUUUAUUGAACGAAACUUUAUCAAAUAACAAAGAAGACUCAGAUAAAGUGUCUAGUCUACAUAUGAUGUCCUUAUUGAAUAUCAACAAAUUAAGUGUUGCUGAUAAUGACUCUGGUUACACGGCAAAGCACACGGAGAUUUUAAAGAAAAAUCUAUUAAAUAGUCUAGCACAGCCGUUUUUUGAAAGUUAUAGUGAGUAUGUUGAAGAAGAGAAUAAGAUUUUAGAGAUGGAAAAUGGUUUAGAAGCAGCGGCUAUUAGUGCUGAAAAACGCAGCUCCCCUUAUAUGGACACACAACGUGUUUUCCACACAUUUACCUCUGGGAAAAAUUCUACUCCUCAAGCCAUUUUUACCUGUACCGAUGAGCAUCCAUGGGAAUUUAAAUCUGCGAAUGAUUUGGCGUGUUUAACGUUUGGUGUUUCAAAAUUGGCAUUGCGUGCUUUAACAUUAUUAGAUUUAAUUCAUAAAGACAGUAGGAAUUUUGUGUUGAAUAAGCUUUUGUCUACCGAGGGUGAAGAACAGGUUUUCACAGGAGAAAUUGUGGGAACUAAUCAACCGAACGGUGGUAAUAGCACUAGUUCUAUUAUUUGGACCUCAUUAUGGGCCAAAAGGAAAAACAAUUUGAUUGUGUGCGUGUUUCAACGGGUUCCGUGUGAUUACUUUGAUCUCAUGAUUAGCAUGGAUGAUUUUUCCGUUACCAGUGUUGUUGGUGGGGAAGCAUUAAGGUUCAAAGAUAAAAUAGCAGAGCAAGCACAGGUACCAGAGACGAAUGAGAAGGAUAUUAAAAAGUCUGUUAAGUUUAUUGGCGAGAUUACCAAGAUAAGUCAGAUUAGCCAUUCCAUUUCAAAACUUAUCGAUGAUCUUAGAAAUAAUGAAGGCGGUGGGAUUACUGACAAUAAUACUUAUGUUGUCGCCAAUGAACCCAUCAGUAUUAAAAUAGCGAAUACAAUCAACGACAUUCGUUAUUUCACUCUAAACCAUUUAUCAUAUAAUAUUCCAUGCGCAGCCACUUGUUUUAUUUUACAAGAUGAACUGAAAUUAAAAAUACACACCUUGCCGUACAUUGCAGGUGUCUUUGUUGUAGAUUCCAUUAAUUAUACUUUAAUUAGCUUUAAUAAAUCUAUUAGUAAGAAUCUAUUCGGUAUUCAUGCAAGAGACUUGGUAGGGAAAUCAAUAGUUGAAAUUAUACCCGUUUUCCCCAAGUUGAUUGAAUAUAUUAAGACUUAUUAUCCUAAAUAUGAUACAAAUAACAACAAUAAUAAGAAUUUAGUUUUGACGGAGCACUUUUUCCGUAAGAUACAGGCUGAAUUCAAUGGGCACCCAGAAGAUUUCUAUAGCAGUAUUGGUUUAGACGCUGUGCAUAGAGAUGGGUCAAUUAUUAAAGUUGAUAUUCAAUUGCGUGUUAUAAAUGCCAAAUACUUUGUAUUAUGGAUAACUCAUUCAAGGGACGUGGUUUUGAAAAACUACAAUACAUUGCCCUCUCAAUUGAGUAUUUUAAAGGACGAAGACAUUAAAACGAUAGGAAGCAGAGGUAGUUCUGCCAGUUCCUCGAAAAGAAAUACCGAUAACAUUAAUGUCAAAGAUUUUAAGAAAACUGAUAAGCAACAUCUAAAGUUGGAUGAGUUAGAUGCUUUGUUGAACGAUUUGGAUAAGAAGGAGAAGAGCAAGAAACCAACAUCCAAAUUUAAGCAGCCAGCUUUAUUAUCUCUAUCAUCUGCAUCAUCUGCUAUCUCGCUACCUGAUUCUGCCAAUCCUAAAGCCGCUAGUACUAGUAAUUUAUUAUUGCAACAUUCUGACGAGGAGGGCGAUUCUAAUGGUUGUAGGGUUGCCACCAAAAAAGCUGGCGGUGACAGAAACUUGCUUUGUAAAUCGCAAACACAUACUGGUGGAGAAGAAACACCUGACCAAUUAGCUAAAAAGUAUUCACAAAGUAAGACUAAUUUUGUUAAAGAUUCCAAUUUUAAGUUUGAUGACGACUAUAUUAUGAAUGUUACAUCUAGGAUACAGAGCAGGGAUAUUUCAAAAAUUUCCUUGGUGCCGGAAAGUAAUGGUGAUUCAAGUACAUAUGAGAAUUUAUAUGAUACUGGAACCACGCAUUUUAAGUUGGGUGCUCUGAAACAUAAGAAGAAAUUUACUGAUUUUAUAGUGUUACAAAAGAUGGGAGAAGGUGCAUACGGUAAAGUUGAUUUGUGUAUGCAUAAGAAAUUGAAGUACAUUGUUGUUGUGAAAAGGAUCAUUAAAGAGCGUAUUUUAGUAGACACUUGGGUUAGGGAUAGAACUUUGGGUACCAUUCCUAGUGAGAUACAAAUUAUGGCUACGUUAAAUAAGACACCACAUGAGAACAUAAUGUAUUUGUUGGAUUUUUUUGAAGAUGAUGAUUUUUAUUAUAUAGAAACCCCAAUACAUGGCGAAACUGGAUCUAUUGAUUUAUUUGAUUUGAUCGAACUGAAAACAGACAUGUCAGAACACGAGGCCAAGUUGUUAUUUAAGCAAAUUGUUUCUGGUGUUAGACAUUUGCAUUCGCAUGGUAUUGUUCACAGAGAUAUUAAAGAUGAGAAUGUUAUUGUUGACAAUAAAGGGUUUGUUAAAAUUAUUGAUUUUGGUUCAGCAGCUUAUGUUAGGAGUGGGCCAUUCGAUGUCUUUGUUGGCACAAUGGACUAUGCAGCGGCAGAAGUUUUGAGUGGUGAACCAUACGAGGGUAAGCCACAAGAUAUUUGGGCGUUAGGGGUGCUACUAUAUACCAUUGUAUUUAAGGAAAAUCCUUUUUACAAUAUAGAUGAGAUUUUAGAUGGUUCUUUAAGAAUACCAAAUAAUAAUGUUAGUGCUGAUUGUAUUACUUUGAUUCAUAAGAUUUUAAAUAGAUCAGUUAGCAAAAGAUUAAAUAUCGAGGAGAUAUUUAAUGAUAAAUGGUUAGAACUUUAA